UUUUUCCGAUUUUGCUGUCAACCGGCUCCCAAAUUCGCUCAACUUUCUUUCUUUAAAUAGCGAAGUAACUCUUUUUUGUCGUAACAACAUUAUGCUUCGCAUUGUAUCUGACCUGUGGGUUAUUUGACAACAACGUGUUAAUCUUAUACAUUAACCUUAAUAUCCCACUUCCUGUAAUUGAAACUAACUUCUCGGGCUAGCGUUAGCUGAGUUAGCAGACCUCUCCAUGGCCCCUCUCCGGGUCCUAUGUAUUCACGGUUACCGGCAGAACGGCAGCUCGUUCCGGGAGAAGACGGGAGCUCUGCGGAAGCUGCUGAAGAAACACGUGGAGCUCGUUUACAUGAGCGCACCGCACAGUGUGCAGCAAGCCAGCAGUGAAGCUCCAGAGAAGGAUAAUGGUCUAGGUUCUGGACCCGGAGGGGACGAGGGCUCCAGGGGUUGGUGGUUUUCUGACGUCCAGGCUCGGAGUUUCAGCGCUCAGCAGCAGUGUGAGGAGAGCCUGGGGCUGGAUGACAGCGUGGCGGCUGUGAGGGAAGCUGUGAGGGUCCAGGGUCCGUUUGAUGGCAUCCUGGGCUUCAGUCAGGGAGCAGCUUUUGUAGCCAUGUUGUGCUCUCUUCAGGAGCACAAACUGGAGCCAGAUUUCAGCUUCCACUUUGCCAUCCUUGUCGCUGGUUUCCCAAGUGCAUGUAAGGAACACCAACAAUUCUACAACCCUCCCCUCCAGAUCCCCUCCCUGCAUGUGUUUGGACUGGAAGACCGAGUCAUCCCUGACUGCAUGAGCAGGGAGCUCCUUCCCUCCUUCCAAGACCCUCAGGUCCUCACUCAUCCUGGGGGUCAUUUUGUUCCUGCUGCGUCCACCCACAGACAAGCCUACCAGGACUUUUUCAAGAGGUUCCAGUGAGCAACGAGGUCACAGAAACCCAGGUGCUGAAUAAAUUAAUGGCUGUGAAUUAAACUCAAGAAUGUUGAUUAUUUAAUGAUCAGAAAAGUCCUGUGAUCAGGGCCGGCCCUGACCAAUUUGCUGCCCUAGGCAAGAUUUUAGCUGGCGCCCCCCACCCCCCCCCUGCAGACACUCACUAUGACUCGCGCAUGCAUGCACGUGCACGGUUGUGGCAUG
This is a messenger RNA of Gymnodraco acuticeps, 1117 nucleotides long. RefSeq names its product OVCA2 serine hydrolase domain containing (gene ovca2). The record is from RefSeq and is a predicted model, not a curated record. Bases 227 to 901 code for a protein of 224 amino acids. NCBI's taxonomy places the organism in Eukaryota, Metazoa, Chordata, Actinopteri, Perciformes, Bathydraconidae. The transcript has 2 exons. Gene Ontology annotation, biological process: response to retinoic acid. Gene Ontology annotation, cellular component: nucleus; cytoplasm.